ACGUCUGCCCUGUGGGAUGGGUCUAUAAGAGAUGUAGUGGGGAUGGUGGAGGUCAUGGAUACGGACGCGGAAAGACGUACCUUGGACUCCCAGCGCCGGUAUUGCGAUUUGAUCAGUGAAUCGUAUAUCAUCCAUGGCCUCCGCGCAAGUGAAUGUGUCUCCCCCAGAAAAUGAACUGAAAGAUGUUCUCACCGCGCUCAGAACAGAAAAUCCGACCCUGGGUGUCCCCAAACUACACGCACUUCUGCUGGCCGCCCAUCCUGAAUGGGCGGUAAGCGAGAAGAGAACGAGGAAAAUACUUCAAAGCCAAGGGCUGAUUUUGAACGCGCAGGCAGGACAACAACUUGGCGAUGCAAAAGUUGAAAGGGUGCCAUACCCAAAAUCGAAGUUGAUUGAGGGUUUAGACGUAUCAAAGUUCACCACCAAAAUCGAGGUGAAAUACUUUGGGAAACCAAAAGGCAAGGGGCUGGUUGCCGUAGAAAAACUGUCCGAAGGCGACACAAUAUGGAAAGAAGAUCAUUUCAUACUCGCUCCAGAAUGGGAUAUUUAUGAUUUGCAAAUGUCCUCGUUGUCAUGCAUGCACUGCUCGACGCCGUUGAGCGGCUCCUCAUUGGUGACCAGUUGCUCUGGUUCGUCGUCAUUUCCGUCCUGCCCAGCAAAGUUCUGCAGUCGACUUUGUUUGACACGAUCCGCCCGUACCCAUCCUCUUCUCUGUCGAGCGCGAAACCCUGCGUCUUUUCCACUACUCGACUUCGCUAGAAAAAAUGAAUGGAUGACAUUGCACGCACUUGCACAGUGUGCAGCGCGACUGUUGCUCGAUUCUCAGCAAGAUGAAGCGGCGUUUGAGGCGGAAUUGGAUAUUAUCCGCUCAUUCGCACAGCUCGGCAUGGAGGAACGCGCAAAGCAUGCGUCGCUUCCGGGGUCUGAGCCCGACAGGGCCACCUGGAGAAAGGCAUUUCAGCUUUUUGUACAGGCAUUUCGUGAGCCAACAAAUGAUACGAAUAGGAAGAAACUGUCAAAGCUGUUGAAGAGACCGGUACCGAAGGAAGCCCUUGAGGACUUUUUCGAGUACGAUGCGUUCCUUUGGGGCCUUGGUCGCAUGAAUCUUAAUCUGGAAGCUCACGGCGGCCUGUACGUUUUGCAUUCUCACCUUAAUCACUCGUGUUCGCCCAAUGUGUCUGUGCGGCAUCUCGAUCAACGAACCGCAUUGUCAAAAAUUACGCUGAUUGCCAGGCGAGAUAUUCAACCGGGUGAGGAAUUAUUCAUCACCUACGUUAAUCCCGUUCUUUCACUGCAAGAACGCCGCAGUCAAUUAUUGGAGUGGGGUUUUGGGGUAUGCAAUUGUGAGCGCUGUAGCAUGGAGGAACAAGACCCUUCUUUGGCAAGACCCGAUAAAGCGGAACUGGAUGACUUGGAGAAGGAACUGAAGGCCGGCCUUGGAGUCAUGUAAUGUGUCCUUAGGCUUCUUUUCCGGUACGGUAGCAUAUUCGGCCAUUCACCCGUGUCCAUUGCUACUGCUUGGCUGAUUCAUACUCGUAGCGGAUUAUGACAAGCGUGGAUGCUCUCCCGAAUUGUCGGGUAUCGGACAUGAGUGGAUACUGCAGCGUGCAUACUUCACCAUCGUAAACCUGUAGUCAUUAUUCACGCAGUACCUCCACGAGUCUAUCAACUAUUUCCAAGAAGAACGAACAGGCUCUAUACCAUCUGUCAUGCCCGCCGAACCCUUUUUCGCCCUUAGGGUAUCUACAAGUAUCACAGCAUGCCUCAUGUGCGACUAGUGGCGGUCAACGUUUGCAAACGGUAGGCGUGCGGCUACGCGCUCGACAUCACGACAGGUCAGACUAUACCGCAAUCCUCUUCUUAAUCUCCCAUUAUUCAGCACCGCCUCUUUAUACUUGAUGUUCGAGAGAAUAUCGAUAUUUGCAAUAUUGAUUCUCGAAGGAGGGUCCUCAGCGGCGGCCGUCGAGACGAAGACGUCAUCCUCUACGUGGUCAAUACCAUGCAAAUGUGACGUGUAGAGUGAAGACUUGGUGAUGACGAGACUACGCGGCUCAAGCAGCAAGGAAAGGGCGGGCACUUUAUCGAUCGAUCGUCCUUUCCCUGUUAUGGGACUUUCUAGGCCACUCUGUUCCCUGUAACGAUAAUAAUGGAAGACAGCAUGCGAUCCGAGCGACAGGGUGGCGACAACAGGGUGAUACGCAGGGCCGUCUUCAUGUGGCUGAAGCGGAAAUGUCAAGCGAGAGAAGAUUGUGGCGCAGAUAGCCUACCAUGAUCCCUUGACCUGGAUAAUACUGGAUCAAAAUUGACAAUUUAGAAUCAGUCGCUGCCGGCAAUACAAGCACGUACCUCGUUUAGAAUAAUGUGGUUAGGCUGUCCGUGUGCCGAUGACUGGAACGCGCCCAUUGUGCGGAUGCGGCCUAUAACAUCGGGGCUGGACCGAUUUUAAAGAUCGCAUGUGGGCAGGAUCGAGGCCGAUGACAACGCACUAUAUGUUCAUGAAGGGCGGUAACGACUGUGGUAUGAGAAGGCCCUUGACAGUGAGCUCACCGCCUGUAUAUCAGACGAUGGUGAACCUUAAAUAAAUGAAGUAUUAAGUCUC
This is a messenger RNA of Somion occarium, 2599 nucleotides long. Lineage: Eukaryota; Fungi; Basidiomycota; Agaricomycetes; Polyporales; Cerrenaceae. The record is from the annotation of a GenBank genome assembly.